AAAACAUUGCUGUCUGAAACAAGUGCUCAGUCUUCAAAAUCCCCAUCCCUCUCUUCCAAGCAGCAGCAUCAGCCAAGUGCCAGUUCAAUUUUAGAAAGUCUGUUUCGAUCUUUCGCUCCAGGAAUGUCCACCUUCAGAGUACUCUACAACUUAGAAGUUCUAAGCUCCAAACUCAUGCCAACAGCUGAUGAUGACAUGGCAAGAAACUGUGCAAAAUCCUUUUGUGAGAACUUCCUCAAAGCAGGAGGUUUGAGUUUGGUUGUAAAUGUCAUGCAGAGAGAUUCCAUCCCAUCAGAAGUAGACUAUGAAACAAGGCAGGGAGUUUAUUCCAUCUGCCUACAACUUGCAAGAUUUUUACUUGUGGGACAAACACUGCCGACAUUAUUAGAGGAAGACCUCACCAAAGAUGGCAUAGAAGCACUCACUUCUCGCCCGUUCCGAAAUGUCAGCCGGCAGACAAGCAGGCAGAUGUCCUUAUGUGGUACCCCGGAAAAGUCAUCCUACCGACAGCUGUCAGUGUCUGACAGGUCUUCCAUUAGGGUUGAGGAAAUCAUCCCUGCUGCUCGAGUUGCAAUACAAACAAUGGAAGUCAGUGAUUUCACAUCUACUGUGGCUUGUUUCAUGAGAUUGUCAUGGGCUGCAGCUGCAGGACGGCUUGACCUCGUUGGGAGUAGCCAACCAAUUAAAGAAAGUAAUUCUCUGUUUCCUGCUGGAAUUCGAAACAGGCUCAGCAGUUCAGGAAGCAAUUGCAGCUCUGGAAGUGAAGGGGACCCGGUAGCCCUGCAUGCAGGCAUCUGUGUGCGACAACAGUCCGUGUCCACCAAAGACUCACUGAUUGCUGGAGAGGCUUUGUCUCUUCUUGUUACAUGCUUACAGCUUCGGAGCCAACAACUGGCAUCUUUCUAUAACUUGCCCUGUGUUGCUGAUUUUAUCAUUGAUAUUCUGCUUGGAUCACCAAGUGCUGAGAUUCGCCGUGUUGCCUGUGAUCAACUGUAUACUCUUAGUCAGACAGAUACUUCAGCCCAUCCAGAUGUGCAGAAGCCAAAUCAGUUUCUCCUAGGUGUGAUUCUCACUGCUCAGCUGCCUCUCUGGUCCCCAACUAGUAUUAUGCGAGGAGUCAAUCAGAGACUGUUAUCCCAGUGCAUGGAGUAUUUUGAUCUGAGGUGCCAAUUAUUAGAUGAUCUGACAACUUCAGAAAUGGAGCAGUUAAGAAUCAGCCCAGCUACCAUGCUCGAAGAUGAGAUUACUUGGCUGGAUAACUUUGAACCUAAUCGCACAGCUGAAUGUGAGACCAGUGAAGCAGAUAACAUCUUAUUGGCAGGACACUUACGGCUCAUCAAGACCCUUCUUUCACUCUGUGGGGCAGAAAAGGAAAUGCUUGGUUCAUCACUCAUUAAACCAUUGUUAGAUGACUUCCUUUUCCGAGCUUCUAGAAUUAUUUUAAAUAGUCAUUCUCCAGCUGGCAGUGCCGCCAUCAGUCAACAGGACUUUCAUCCAAAAUGUAGUACAGUGAAUAGCCGAUUGGCAGCCUAUGAAGUCCUUGUAAUGCUGGCUGAUAGCUCCCCUUCAAAUCUUCAAAUUAUUACAAAAGAACUACUUUCUAUGCAUCAUCAACCUGAUCCUGCUCUUACCAAGGAGUUUGAUUACCUUCCCCCAGUGGAUAGCAGGUCCAGCUCAGGGUUUGUGGGACUGAGGAAUGGUGGCGCUACAUGUUACAUGAAUGCAGUCUUCCAGCAGCUAUAUAUGCAACCUGGUCUCCCGGAGUCAUUACUUUCAGUGGAUGAUGACACGGACAAUCCAGACGAUAGUGUAUUCUACCAAGUGCAGUCUCUCUUUGGGCAUUUGAUGGAAAGCAAGCUGCAGUACUAUGUACCUGAGAACUUUUGGAAGAUUUUCAAGAUGUGGAACAAAGAACUUUAUGUGAGAGAACAACAGGAUGCGUAUGAAUUCUUCACCAGUCUCAUCGAUCAGAUGGAUGAAUAUCUCAAGAAAAUGGGGAGAGACCAAAUUUUUAAGAAUACUUUUCAGGGCAUCUAUUCUGAUCAGAAGAUCUGUAAAGACUGUCCUCACAGAUAUGAGCGCGAGGAAGCUUUCAUGGCUCUCAAUCUAGGAGUUACUUCCUGUCAGAGUUUGGAAAUUUCUUUGGACCAGUUCGUUAGAGGAGAAGUUCUAGAGGGAAGUAAUGCAUAUUACUGUGAAAAGUGUAAAGAAAAGAGAACAACAGUGAAAAGGACCUGUAUUAAGUCGUUACCUAGUGUCUUGGUCAUCCACCUGAUGAGAUUUGGAUUUGACUGGGAGAGUGGACGCUCCAUUAAAUAUGAUGAACAGAUAAGGUUUCCCUGGAUGCUAAACAUGGAGCCUUACACAGUUUCAGGAAUGGCUCGCCAAGAUUCAUCUUCGGAAGUUGGUGAAAACGGGCGAAAUAUGGAUCAGGGAGGUGGAGGAUCUCCACGAAAAAAAGUUGCCCUCACAGAAAACUACGAACUUGUCGGUGUCAUUGUACAUAGUGGGCAGGCACAUGCAGGCCACUACUAUUCCUUCAUCAAGGACAGGCGGGGAUGUGGAAAAGGAAAGUGGUAUAAAUUUAAUGACACAGUUAUAGAAGAAUUUGACCUAAAUGAUGAGACCCUAGAGUACGAAUGCUUUGGAGGAGAAUAUAGACCAAAAGUUUAUGAUCAAACGAACCCAUAUACUGAUGUACGCCGAAGAUACUGGAACGCCUAUAUGCUCUUCUACCAAAGGGUGUCUGAUCAGAACUCCCCUGUGUUACCAAAGAAAAGUCGAGUCAGCGUUGUGCGGCAGGAAGCUGAGGAUCUCUCUCUGUCAGCACCAUCUUCACCAGAAAUUUCACCUCAGUCAUCUCCUCGGCCCCAUAGGCCUAACAAUGACCGGCUCUCUAUUCUAACCAAGCUGGUUAAAAAGGGCGAGAAGAAAGGACUAUUUGUGGAGAAGAUGCCUGUUCGCAUAUACCAGAUGGUGAGAGAUGAAAACCUCAAGUUUAUGAAGAACAGAGAUGUGUACAGUAGUGAUUAUUUCAGUUUUGUUUUGUCCUUAGCAUCAUUGAAUGCUACUAAAUUAAAGCAUCCGUACUAUCCCUGCAUGGCAAAGGUGAGCUUACAGCUUGCCAUUCAGUUCCUUUUUCAAACUUAUCUACGGACAAAGAAAAAACUCAGGGUUGACACUGAAGAAUGGAUUGCCACUAUUGAAGCAUUACUUUCAAAAAGUUUUGAUGCUUGUCAGUGGCUGGUUGAAUAUUUUAUUAGUUCUGAAGGACGAGAAUUGAUAAAGAUUUUCUUGUUGGAGUGCAAUGUGAGAGAAGUACGUGUCGCUGUGGCCACCAUCCUGGAGAAAACCCUAGACAGUGCCUUGCUUUAUCAGGAUAAGUUAAAGAGCCUUCAUCAGUUACUGGAGGUACUACUUGCUCUGUUGGAUAAAGAUGUUCCUGAAAAUUGUAAAAACUGUGCUCAGUACUUUUUCCUGUUCAACAGUUUUGUACAAAAGCAAGGAAUUAGGGCCGGAGAUCUUCUUCUGAAGCAUUCAGCUCUGCGACACAUGAUCAGCUUUCUCCUGGGGGCCAACCGGCAGAGCAGUCAGAUACGUCGAUGGAGUUCGGCACAAGCACGAGAAUUUGGGAACCUUCACAAUACAGUGGCAUUGCUUGUCUUGCACUCAGACGUCUCUUCCCAAAGAAACGUUG
Kogia breviceps (pygmy sperm whale) is the source of this 3697-nucleotide messenger RNA. RefSeq names its product ubiquitin carboxyl-terminal hydrolase 24-like. Lineage: Eukaryota; Metazoa; Chordata; Mammalia; Artiodactyla; Physeteridae. The record is from RefSeq and is a predicted model, not a curated record. The annotation marks the transcript as partial. Gene Ontology annotation, molecular function: cysteine-type deubiquitinase activity. The transcript is spliced from 29 exons. Gene Ontology annotation, biological process: protein deubiquitination. Gene Ontology annotation, cellular component: nucleus; cytosol.